AGGCCUGCGUCUGGAGGCUAUUGCUAACCACCGCGUCACGUGACGAGCUCCCCUCCGCCUGGUGGCUAUUGCUAACAGUUAAGGUCUGCCGCGAGGAGCAGCGCCGCUCUUUCGGUACCAAUCCGCGUCGUCGCCCUCCCGUCCCGGUUCUACUCCGGUCCGCAACCAUGUCGGCGGUGCAGCGAAUGAAGGUGGCGAACGAACGGCACAGCAAAACCAUCACGCAGCGGGGACACGUCCAGAAAACCUCGCGGCCGGUCAACGAAGACAAGUCUCCGGUGGGUCCGUGGCUUCUGGCGCUCUUCGUCUUCGUGGUUUGUGGAUCAGGUGAGUCCAUUCAGACGUCAGCACUUCAAGUCCUCCACUUGAGCGUGUCAAUGUGUGUUGCAGCCAUCUUCCAGAUCAUCCAAAGUAUCAGACAGGGCAUGUGAUGACCCGGAGCUGAGCCGCUCUGAUGUUCCCCGGACCUUGUUGACACAUACACACUGUUCUCGUUUAGUCAUUGUUUAGUUUGUUUUCAUUGUUGAUCAGAUAUUGAUGAUUGUUUUGUUUUAAUUUUUUUUUUUACAUACACACACACACAAAGCAUGUGAACGACACAUUUCACAAUGCUUUGCUUUUUUGAUGUUCAAAGCGUGUUUGAAAUAAAGCUGAUAUAUUUCUC
Molecule: messenger RNA, 664 nt
Organism: Phycodurus eques (leafy seadragon)
Lineage: Eukaryota; Metazoa; Chordata; Actinopteri; Syngnathiformes; Syngnathidae
Exons: 2
Coding region: 168-431 (87 amino acids)
Biological process (GO): endoplasmic reticulum unfolded protein response
Cellular component (GO): endoplasmic reticulum
Source: RefSeq, a predicted model, not a curated record